AUGCUCCUCGCCAUAACCAUUGCAUUUCUAACUGUAAACAUUGCGAUAUUUGAUGUUCGCUUGAAGGGAGUUUCAUGCAAAAAUAGUACCGAUUUAAGGAACUCACUAUUCUCUACUACUCUCAAUAUGGCUCUCCAGUUUUCGAGACAUCUGAUCGGACGUCAAUCAGUGUUUAUUAGAUCAGCUCCUAGACUUUUGGUAAGAGCUUCGUCAGCAAGCUAUGGCUCGGUGCUGACAAAUCAGAGUAGUACUUUUUGUCAGAUGAGAGAGUUCCACACUUCUCCUAUUCGGGAGCGUAUUAAAGAAUUUUGGGAUAACCGUGCGUUGUAUAUGACUGGUUUAAAUGAUGCGGCACUGAAGUAUGGAUUGUUUGGAGUGACGAUUGGAACUCCUACGACCUGGGUUGUGUCGCUGCUCACGUGGGUAAAUUCGAUGGGUAUUCCGUGGUGGGGAGCCAUCGCCGGCGUUACUCUGGGGCUGCGUCUGGUUCUCCUCCCUCUCACCAUCAAAUCGACGCGCCAGCGUGCAAAACUCGCGGAAAUCCAACCCGAGCUGAACAAGCUGCUCGAGCGCGCGCGUUUAUCGCAAUCGAUGGGAAUGGCCGCGGACGCUCAGGGAAUGCGCGACGAAAUGCUUUCCUUGUACAAGAACGCCGGCGUCUCUCCCUUCUCUCCUCUUUUCGGAGCCUUUAUUCAAAUUCCGGUGGUAAUCUCGUGUUUCAUGGGGGUUCGCAAGCUCUGCGAAACGGUCCCCGCAGUGACGACGGGAGGCCUCAGCUGGUUCACGAACCUCGCCGCCGCGGACCCGUACUUCGUGCUGCCCGUGGUCACGGGCCUGUCGACGCUGUUUAUGACGGAGCUGGGCGCGGACGGAAUGAACGGGAACGGGCAAGUGGGGAUGAAAUACAUGAUGCGCGGCAUGUCGCUCUUCAUGGUGUUCAUCGCCGCGAAGCUCCCCGCGGGGCUGUGCUUCUACUGGACGGUGAACUCGAUCCUCGCGUGCUGCCAGACCCUGGCGAUCGACCCCGCGGCGCGCAAGCAGCUGCGAAGCUGGCUGCCCUCGGGGAGAGGCGACAAGGGCACGGUGCCCCCGCCUCCCUCCACGGGCAAGAAGGCGAAGGGAGUGAAUGCAGUGAAUGCAGUGAAUGGACCCACCGGAAUGAAUGCUAUGAAUGCUAUGAAUGCUAUGAAUGCAGUGAAUGGAACCACCGGAAUGAAUGGAACCACCGGAAUGAAGGGAGUGAAGGAAGAGAAGAACGGAGAGAAGGUGGAGGAAGUGGUGAGCGCGGUGCGCGCGAGCGUGCUGCAGGAGGAGGAGAAGCAGUAG
Molecule: messenger RNA, 1326 nt
Organism: Blastocystis hominis
Lineage: Eukaryota; Bigyra; Opalinata; Blastocystidae
Product: Oxa1
Exons: 6
Coding region: 1-1326 (441 amino acids)
Biological process (GO): protein insertion into mitochondrial inner membrane from matrix; mitochondrial respiratory chain complex IV assembly
Cellular component (GO): mitochondrial inner membrane
Molecular function (GO): membrane insertase activity
Source: RefSeq, a predicted model, not a curated record